AUGCAGGCGGUAAAGAGCGCGGGGUCUCGGCUCCUGAGGUCAUGGGCUUGGCCGCCCACGGGCAGGAUAGCGGCCCGGGUGCCGGCCGCCGCCAUCCACACGGGCGCCCAGCGGCUGCAGGACGCGGCGGCCACGCAGAAGGUGGAGGAGAAGACGGCGGCCCCGACCCCAACUCCGGCUCCGGCGGCGACCCCGGCUCCGAGCAGCAGCAGUUCCAGCAUCUACCCGCCAGUUCCCGGCCAGGAGAGCCCCCUGCGGUGGGCGGGGAAGAAGUUUGAGGAGAUUCCCAUCGCCCACAUUAAGGCCUCCUACAACAACACCCAGAUCCAGGUCCUCUCCGCCGCCAACCAGCCCCUUGCCCGCGCCUCCUGCGGCACCGAGGGGUUCAAGAACGCCAAGAAGGGCACGGGCAUCGCGGCACAGACAGCGGGCAUCGCUGCCGCGGCGAAAGCCACAGCGAAGGGCGUGACCCACAUCCGCGUGGUGGUGAAGGGCCUGGGGCCGGGGCGCUUGUCCGCCAUCCAGGGCCUGACCAUGGGGGGCCUGGAAGUGAUCUCCAUCACAGACAACACCCCCAUCCCGCACAACGGCUGCCGCCCCCGGAAGGCUCGCCGGCUCUGA
This is a messenger RNA of Pipistrellus nathusii (Nathusius's pipistrelle), 621 nucleotides long. The record is from the annotation of a GenBank genome assembly. Lineage: Eukaryota; Metazoa; Chordata; Mammalia; Chiroptera; Vespertilionidae.